This is a messenger RNA of Drosophila busckii, 1793 nucleotides long. RefSeq names its product integrator complex subunit 14 (gene IntS14). Gene Ontology annotation, cellular component: integrator complex. The record is from RefSeq and is a predicted model, not a curated record. The coding region runs from base 15 to 1754 and encodes 579 amino acids. NCBI's taxonomy places the organism in Eukaryota, Metazoa, Arthropoda, Insecta, Diptera, Drosophilidae. The transcript is spliced from 2 exons. Gene Ontology annotation, biological process: snRNA 3'-end processing.
UUAAAAGAAUAUCAAUGCCAACUAUUAUUGCCUUGGAUGCAUCGCUAUCGAUGCUGCGUCCUGUGCCAGGUCGCAAUGACCACACAUAUCAAUCUCUAGCUCUUAAAGGCAUACAACAUCUAUUGGACAAUUUGACAGUCGCUGGCAAACUGGAACAUUUGGCUUUAGUAACAUAUUCAACAGUUUGUGAGCUAAAGGUGGACUUCACACGCGACUAUGAUCAGAUACGUCAAGCAAUUAAGAAGGUCGAACCUCUGGACAAGGCCUGCUUGAUAACCAUGCUGAAAACUUGCGUCAGUCUAAUGGCCAGCUGGGGCACCCAAAAUGUACUGCAGCUGGUGGUGUUCACAGACUGCGGACCUGGCUUUGGAAGCACCUCAAUUAGCGGCUUUUUGGAAAGUUUUAUUGGCAAGGAAGCGGAGCCCGAAUAUGUUUGGCUAAAGACAAUGUCUCCGUACCACUUGAACUUCAUCUGUCUGGGCGUGCACAGCGAUUUAUAUUUUACGCGUGGCCUGACGCUACUUCAGCAACUGCUGGAUGCAACGGCACUCAAAGGUCUGCUUUAUAUGAUAAAGCCGAUUAAAAAUAUGGAGGCUUCUGAGGGAACUUCAAGCAGCAGUCAUAAAAAUGAGCAAGGUUUUGGGCGUACAGCUGUUUUUGAGCUGGUUGAACGAAUGUGCGAGAGUAACUAUAAAUCAACAGAAGUAACACUUAAGUGCGGACACUAUGCUCGCUUGGAAAGCCAGGUGUUGAUCUGGCCACCACCGCUGCCUUAUGAGCAGCCUGCGCCCUUUAGCGGUGAUUCAACCAUACGUCACAUUGAUCAGCGCAUUGAUGUGUGCGGCUUUUUGUCUCUCUCGGACAUUGGCUCGCCAGCUACAGUGAGUCGACAUUGGGUCUUAGCGAAAGUAGAGCGGGAGAAACCUACUCGUCGCUCUGGCAGCUUGACUCCAACAUCAAAGCCCAGCAAGUUAACGCUAGACAGUAGCAGUCCUCACUAUGAGCUGGACAAGCUGGAGCAAGAUAUACGUGAAUUCUAUAUGAAGGACUCCAAGGAUACAGAAGAGAGCGGCGACGAUGCUGACCCUGGUGUAGCGCUCAAACAUAGUUCAGGCCAGCAGUCUGAGCAACAAAAGGAUACACUCUGCAUGCUGCUGCACGGUGCGCUAAAGCUAGAGAACAUGGCCGCGCUGGUGACGCUGGGUGAGAAGUGGUACGGCUUCAUUUACGCGUAUACAGAUGUAAAAAAGAAAUCAAAUUUAAUGCUGCACAUACUACCGCCGGGCGUCAAUGUCGUACCUUGGCUAGGAGACUUAGAUAUGCUCGGUUUUCCUGAAGAUCUAGCACCCGGCGAGACAUCCAGCUUCCCUGUACGUUCUGAGCGUCGCUCCUACUCCCAAAGCAGCGUUGUUUGGAUACGCAAAGCCAGCCUGCAGUCCGAUGUGCAGAAGGUACUGAGACAUGCCAAGAAAAUGCCCGACAAGACCCAGCAUUUCUACAAAGAACUCAAUCGUAUACGCCGCGCUGCCUUGGCUCUGGGAUUCGUUGAGCUAUUGGAGGCACUAGCUAUGCUACUAGAGAAAGAAUGUGCGCAGAUGUCCAUGAAUGGUUUGAACAAUGAAUGUACGAUACAAUUGCAACACGCUGCCACUGAACUACGCAAAACUUCCAAUCGUGACAUUAAAUCUACUAUUGUCCCGCUGCAAAAGCCAGGCCAUCCUGAUGCUGUGCCCAGUUCCGCUUAUAUAUACUAAUAAGCAAAUCAUUUUAAAUAUAUAUAUAUAUAUAUUCUA